AUGCCAGUCAUCGUGGUCAAGGCGGUAGACCUGGAGGUCUCCGCCAAGCAGUCAACUUCUCAGCUCACUACCCCAGGCAGAGCCACGCAGACCUCUCCUCUCUACCACAAGUUGAUCAAAGGCGAACCGGUCUUUCUCGAUAUUGAAUUCCAGAAAUACAAGAUUGAUGGAGAGCUAAAGCAAAAGCACCGUAUCGGGCGCGUCACCUGCCUCAAUACCGCUGGUGAGACCGUUCUUGACGCCGACGCUAUCUACCCACGCGAAGCCAACAUCAAGAAGUGCUGGCAGCCGGCAGAGUUCGGCGUAACAGCUCAAGGUCUCUUGUUCGAGAACGGGGGGGUUGCUGCCCACAAGGUCGAAGGCUGGGUCGCUAACAUCGUCAAGAACCGCACCGUAGUCGUCCAUGGCGGAACCCACGACCUCACCUCUUUCUACUAUAAAGGUUACGACGUCUGGACGAAGAGCACGAUGGUUGACACGCAGGAUAUCUAUUCCGGCUUGCGCGGCAGAUCUAGGCCCGGCCUUGACAUAUGCGCUUCGGUCGAACUCGGCAUCUCACUUCGCAAGGGUGGUGAGCAUUGCCCGGUCGAGGACGCAGAUGCGACAAGGCGGCUGUAUCUGAAGGCAUACCCAUACGAUCGCAGAGUUGAGGUCGAGAAGCAAAAGGAGAACAACAAAGGCCACGAGGGCACCAAGACUGACAGAGGCAGCAAGGCUGCAGGCACCAUCGCUGGCAAAGGACCUCAGCACACGGGCAACGUCAGCGGGAGUGCGAAGAAACGUGCUCGGAACAGGGCUGCGCGUGCGGCACUGGCCGUUGAGCAGCCGAUCGAGAAGGAGUAA
This is a messenger RNA of Baudoinia panamericana UAMH 10762, 843 nucleotides long. RefSeq lists its product as uncharacterized. The transcript has a single exon. Gene Ontology annotation, molecular function: nucleic acid binding. NCBI's taxonomy places the organism in Eukaryota, Fungi, Ascomycota, Dothideomycetes, Mycosphaerellales, Teratosphaeriaceae. The record is from RefSeq and is a predicted model, not a curated record. Bases 1 to 843 code for a protein of 280 amino acids.